Messenger RNA from Haplochromis burtoni (Burton's mouthbrooder), 4248 nucleotides. RefSeq names its product adenosine deaminase tRNA specific 1 (gene adat1). The record is from RefSeq and is a predicted model, not a curated record. Gene Ontology annotation, molecular function: adenosine deaminase activity; RNA binding. The coding region runs from base 1701 to 3197 and encodes 498 amino acids. Lineage: Eukaryota; Metazoa; Chordata; Actinopteri; Cichliformes; Cichlidae. Gene Ontology annotation, biological process: RNA processing. The transcript has 9 exons.
UCUUUUUUAAAGUGCUCUUGAGCAAUCGUUCUGCAGGCUUUCUGAAGGUUUUUCACAGCUUUUCUUUGGACACUGGCGGCUUUUUCACUUGAACCUGAUCAUUUCUUUUGUUUGUUAAGCUACUUGACACCAAACUCUGAGUCAUUCAAGAAUAAAAAGGCACCAAACUCAACCAGUACCAGACAACUUGGCAAAGAAACAUUUUAAAUGGUAUCUUUAGGCACUUUGGUACUAGGAGCAUUUUGCAAAGACACAUAAUUUGUUCCCGUUUCUUUUGUUGAAUUUAUGAAAAAUAUCAACGAUAACACAGUUUGACAAACACAAGCAAACACUAUCAGUCAUGGAGUGGCCUCUCCAGAGCUCGGAUCUCAAUAUUAUUGAAGCAGUGUGAGAUCAUUCUGAUAGAGGACGGAACAAAAAGGCAGCCGGCUUUCAAACAGGAGCUUUAAAUGUCCUUCAAGGAGCUCAGAGAGCUACUCCUGAAGAGUGCUUAAAGAAAUAACAUGAAAGCAGCCUCAGAGUUCAAUCUAUGGUGAAGUGUAAAGGUGGUCAUCCCAAAUAUUGACUUUCAGGCCCCUUAGAAUUGUACAGAAUUGUACUGUUUUUGCCUUAUAUACUGUAUUUCCAGUUGUAAAUAUGUUUGCACCCAUGAGGGGCGGCUCGAGACUUUUGCACAGAAAUUACAUAAUGACUUACAAUCAUUAAAGUGUAUAGAACUUCUUUACAGAGGAAAACUCAAAUGAUGAUGGAGGUUAGCAAUGUCCAGAUGUCAGAUUUGAACUUCACAAUAACAAUACUGUACUGUUGAAGAAAGAUGAAAUGAUAACCUUACUCAAAAUGUAUUUUUAUGUGUGGUCUAUGAUUAAUUACCCAAAAUAGAAUAUUUAUAAAAACAUGCUUUGCAUAGAAAAAUUCACCAUGUCACAAUUGCUGUCGUGAUUGCCAUCAUUACUGUGUUUAAAAAAAUAAUCAACGAUAUUAUUGAAAUGUUUAGGGAAAAUUUUAAAAAACGAACCAUCUCUGUAGCUUUGUUUGUGGUUUUUGUUUUUAAAAAAAUCGAAUAAUAAAAAUAAUAUUUUAAAGGUGUUUUACACUGAUUAUCAAGGGUAGCGGUGUCACCUUUUUACUGACAAGUUUCCUGAGACGACUUGAGGAAUGUUGACAUAUGUUAUUUCACUGUCUUUGUAGGGGGGAUUACACUCUGCCUGGGCCCCCCAGUUAGAGCUCAGCCCGAAGCAGUUUGAGGUUUGGCCGACUGGGUCACAAUAAUUGAAAAUGCAUGUUUGGAUGUAACCAUGCACGCAAACUUUGAGUGAAUCUUCACUCUCAGUCUCCCAUUGGCCGUCCAGUUUGUGGCUCUGGGCACAACAGAUUAUGUCUACAGCGGUGGAAAGACAAUACAUUUAGUGAGUACGCUGGAGAGGUUUACUUAAUCAGCCCACUGGACACAGGUAAGAGGUAAGGAUGAGGUGGUUUUGGUGAUGUGCAGAAGAGGGUUGGUGGAUGUAUUGACAUAGGGUGCUGAAGAGAGGACUUUUAUUGUGAAAGUAUCUCUUCCUUUGCUGGGACCGGAAAUAACUUCUUCUCGUUCUCAUUCGCCGGAAGUGCACCGGAGUUAGUCGCAGUUCUAAAUGAAAAUGCCACCUUUGUAGUGUUCGGAUGACACCGGGACAUUAACGGUGAAUUUAAUCAUAUCUGAAAUGCCUACUGGUGCUCACAUCCGCCUUCCCCGUCGCUUUAAUGUGGUGAGCGCGGAUGAAGUCGCCAAGUUGUGCUACGAGCGUUUCAGUCAGCUUCCCCGCAGAGGGAAGCCUGAGCCGGGCAGAGAGUGGACCCUGCUGGCCGCUGUGCUCCAGAUCACCCGCGGAGCUGACUCUCAUUCAGUUGCUAUGGAGGUUGUUUCUCUGGGAACUGGGACCAAAUGUAUUGGACAGACCGCCAUGAGUCCCACAGGUGAUGUACUUAACGACAGCCACGCAGAGGUCAUUGCCAGGAGGGGAUGUAUCAGGUACCUGAUCCAGGAGCUGCACAGGGCUGUGAGCGGUCGGGGCAGCUCUGUGUUUUGUGCAGCAGAUGAGCGAGGAAAGUGGAAGCUUCGGCCCAGAGUUUCCUUCCUCCUUUUUACCAGCCACACUCCCUGCGGCGACGCCUCCAUCAUCCCCAUGACUGACAGCCAGCCUCAGCCCUGCCCUCCUGUCACGUCAGUAAAGGGCCAUGAACAGACUGAUGGAGGAGGAGACCUGAAAAGGAAAGCAGAGGAAUCCGGCGAGGAGCGAAUCUCUAAGCAGCCUCAUCUGGAGGAGACGGCAGAGACAAAGGAAGAGGACAGAGGAGACACAGAACAGCGUGGAUCGCUGAACUUUAACAAAACAUUGGAAACAUCCUCACAAACCAGCAGCUUUGCAGUCUUGGCUCAAACUGAUGGCACUGGCCUGCAUCAUCAGGUCUCAGACAUUCACAGAACAGGGGCCAAGUGUGUACCGGGUGGCCCAGCUGACCCUCUGCAGCCUGGGGUGGGGUAUCACAGUCCGGGCGUUCUCCGGGUAAAGCCUGGCAGAGGAGAGCCAACUCUCUCCCUCUCCUGCAGCGACAAGAUGGCCCGCUGGGGGGUGCUGGGCUUCCAGGGUGCACUGCUGACCCAUUACCUACAGGAGGCGCUGUACUUCAGCACCGUGGUGGUGGGAAAGUGUCCAUAUGACCAAGAAGUCAUGCAGAGAGCUUUGGUCACAAGGUGCGCCUGUGUAUCGGACCUCCCUGCCGGUUUCGCCGUACGUCCGCCUGAGCUGCUCCAGGCCACGUUGGAGUUUCCUUUCAGCCAAGCCCAAACUGAGCUCCAGCACCAGGCCGGCCAGGGCCGCAUCUCCCCCUGCGGGGCAGCCAUCAGCUGGUGUAACGUAACAGAGCAGCCACUAGAUGUCACCGCUAACGGCUACAAACACGGAGUCACCAAGAAGGCCCUGGGAACAGCAAAAGCCAGGUCUCUUCUGUGCAAAUCAGAGCUUUUUCAUUCCUUCUUGUCUUUGGUGUCGGCCACCGAUCCCUCGGCUCUCCCCGACUCUCUCAGGAAAGCAGAGCUGCAGACCUACUGGGACUACAAGCAGGCCUCCCAGUCGUACCAGCAGGCCUGGCAGCAGCUGCGCAGUCAGGCAUUCCCUCUGUGGCCGCGCAGUGACAGAAACCUCCUCCUCUUCCACUGACAACUCACUCUCGACAGGCUUGAUGACAAAGCAGCUUUGUUGUAGGAGAAACUCAGAGGUCAAGGGUCGCCCAAGGUUUGACCUUGUGAAACUCGGAUUUCAAACAUGCUGCAGAGAACAGAAAGGAUUGCGGCACCCUUUUAAUGAAAGGACAAGCUUGGCUUCUUUAAUUUGCGCUGUCUUUUUCCUCUCUUCCUGUGUGUGUGUUGGCUCAGCUGGUCUGCUGUGCCGGUUCGCCUCAGCAGGACGCUCUGCGCUGUCACGCUGUUUGAAACUGUUGGUAAUGCAGCACACACGAUGGCUUAUUUUCACAGUGCAUGUCGUGGCUCCAGCUGCCUGGUGUUCUUAAAAACGCACAGCCAUUUAUACCUGCACAGGAAAACACAGCCUCCAGUCUCACUCCUAGUUUGAAUGCGUCCUGCACUAAAAACAUGAAGAUACUCCUGAAGUCCCAGACUAUGUCAAAAUUUGGAAUCAAAGGAAUUGCUUUAGUUGGUUUAUCAGGUUGAACUGGCAAACUGUGGGAAAAGCUUUCUAAUUUCAUCGUAAGGAAACGACCAGCAGUUACUUUCUGGCAGUGGUUUGAACCCUGCAAAGACGUUUUCGCACCAGUUUGUUAACUCGGCCUGUGUAGGACACAUUGUUGUGAAGAAAAAGGUAAAGCUGCACAUUUCUGCACAAACAGUUAGGUCGUUCAUGCAGGACCACGGUGCAGGGACAGAGGAUCGGUUCAGUUGGUGAUGUGGCUCAGCUGAUUCCUGCUAUUUCCUCUCUGCUAAUGACAAACAGCACAUGGUGGCUUAUGUCCAGGAUGCCUUCAAUUUUCUCAUUCUUCAGCGAUUUUGAGCUGUUUUCGUCACAUCCAUCGUAGAGAUGUAGAGAACUGGGCUGCAAGCUCGUCUGUAGCUCAGGGGAAAAAUAACCACAGGUCAUGGCAUAUGGCUGCCUCUCCCUGCACCUGGUUUCUUCCUGGUAAAAGGGAGUUUUUCCUUCCCACUGUCACCAAGUGCUUGCUCAUAGAAAGCUGUGUGUUUUCUCUGUAUUAUUAUAG